Messenger RNA from Cryptosporidium muris RN66, 1020 nucleotides. RefSeq names its product glyceraldehyde-3-phosphate dehydrogenase, type I family protein. The coding region runs from base 1 to 1020 and encodes 339 amino acids. The record is from RefSeq and is a predicted model, not a curated record. Gene Ontology annotation, biological process: glucose metabolic process. The transcript has a single exon. Lineage: Eukaryota; Apicomplexa; Conoidasida; Eucoccidiorida; Cryptosporidiidae. Gene Ontology annotation, molecular function: NAD binding; NADP binding; oxidoreductase activity, acting on the aldehyde or oxo group of donors, NAD or NADP as acceptor.
AUGACUGCAACAUUAGGUAUUAAUGGUUUUGGUCGUAUUGGACGUUUAGUAUUACGUGCUUGUUGUGAGAGGAGUGAUAUUAAAGUUUUAGCAAUAAAUGAUCCUUUUAUGGACUGUACAUAUAUGGCUUAUUUAUUACGAUAUGACUCAGUACAUGGUAAUUUUAAGGGUUCAGUCGAAGCAACUGAUUCACAUUUAAUUGUGAAUGGAUGUAAGAUUAGUGUUUUUCAUGAAAAGGACCCAUCCCAAAUUCCAUGGGGUAAAGUUGGAGUCCAUAUAGUAUGUGAAUCUACUGGUGUAUUUACAACUCAUGAGAAAUCAGAGAGUCAUCUAAAUGGUGGUGCAAAGAAAGUUAUUAUUUCAGCUCCUCCAAAAGAUAAUAUCCCAAUGUUUGUUAUGGGUGUAAAUCACGAUAGUUAUGAUCCAUCAACUCAUCAUAUCAUAUCUAAUGCUUCAUGUACUACAAAUUGUCUAGCUCCAUUAGCUAAAAUUGUUAAUGAUAACUUUGGAAUUGAGGAGGGCUUAAUGACAACUGUACAUUCACUUACAGCUAAUCAAUUAACUGUAGAUGGUCCUAGUAAAGGAGGAAAAGAUUGGCGAGCUGGCAGAUGUUCUGGAAAUAAUAUAAUUCCUGCUACUACUGGGGCUGCUAAAGCUGUUGGUAAAGUUAUUCCAACUUUAAAUGGUAAACUGACGGGUAUGUCUAUCCGUGUACCAACUCCAGAUGUAUCUGUUGUUGAUCUUACAUGUAGAUUAUCUAAAUCUGCUACAAUAGAUGAUAUUUUCCGAGCUGUUAAGGAUGCUUCUAAUGGUUAUAUGAAGGGUAUUAUGGGUUAUACUGAAGAAGAGGUAGUGUCAACUGACUUUAUUGGUUCAAAAUUCUCUUCAAUUUUCGAUAAGUUAGCUUGUAUCAGCCUGAAUGAUAAAUUUGUAAAACUAAUUUCAUGGUAUGAUAAUGAAUCUGGGUAUGCACAUAGACUUGUUGAUCUAGCAGUUUUUAUACAUUCUAAAUCACAUUGA